This is a messenger RNA of Symbiodinium necroappetens, 313 nucleotides long. Lineage: Eukaryota; Dinophyceae; Suessiales; Symbiodiniaceae. The record is from the annotation of a GenBank genome assembly.
GAGUUUCGGUUCGGUCCAACUGUUUUGGGGAGGAGCUUUGAUUAUGUGGUCAGCAGCUAGGCAGACGCUGAUUGCAGCCCAUACAGCUGAGAGCGAACUCUACUCACUUGCAGAGGGCCAUCUCAUGGGAAAAGCUUUGCGACCUACAGUGGCGGCAUUGAUGAACGUGGUGGAAAGUGACAUUGCAGGACGGUUGUACUGCGAUAACGCAGCUGCUGUUCAGCUUUGCGUCUUGGAGGCUGGCUCAUGGAGGCUUGAGGACUUGAAGAAGUUGUGUGAUCUGAUGGAUCCGUAUAGUGAACCGAACAAUGAG